UGUAUACUUUUUAAUCAGUUAAUUUCUCCCUCCUUUUCUUACACCUCCAGAUUUCCCUUUUCUUACACCCACCGACCCUCAAUUCCUUCUUCUUCCCAUUCAUAUUCUGAUAAAUCAAACUAUAAAAUUUCCCCCAAAUUUCCAUCAAAAACCCACAAAUUAAAUUUAAAAAAUCAUUUUUAUUUGUGUCAUUUUGUAAUUGUACCUUUCAAUUCACUUCUCUCUUUCUCUCUCUUAAGAUACCACAAAAAACCCAUUCUCUGGAUCUCAAUCUUCCAUUCCUUUUCUGUUUCCCUCUUCAUCAAUUUUUCACCUUCCCUUUUUAUUUUUCUAUAUAAAGGUCCAAUUUUUCUUAAUAAUGAUACACAUUUUCCAUUUUUCUCAAUAUACCCACUUCACAUUUCCUUUUUCUCUCUAACAUUCAAUCAAGUUUCUAUUUAGUUCAUCUCAAUUUCACUACUUUAGACCAUUUACAUUUGUGGGUACCAAUCAAUUUUCCAUUUUUCCUUUAAAGUCAAUCCUUUUGUGUUCUGGGUGGAGGAGAGUUUUUUUUUUCUCUCCUCCUGUAAGUUUAUUGGUCUUGUACAAUGGCUACAGAGUUUGUUGAUGAUGUUUCUUACUUAACUUUUUUACCCAUUUCUUUGAUUUUUGUUGUGAUUUGUUUGGUUUCCUUUUUGAAGAAGAAAAGUAAGGGUAUUAUGACAGGAAAUGGGCUUUUUUGGGAUGAUGAUAAUCUUCAAAAACUUAAAUGUUCUGUAAAAAACUAUGAUUGGGGCAAAAUUGGUAGUGAUUCUGAGGUUUAUAGAUUGUACAGUGCCAAUUCUGAGGCUAAUAAAUUGGAUCCUAGCAAACCCUUUGCUGAAUUAUGGAUGGGAACCCAUGAAUCUGGCUCAUCUCAUGUGGUUAAGAAAGGUAAUUUUUUGAGUGAUGGAAACCCAGGUUUUGUUUUUUUGAAUGGAAAAUGUGGGGAUUUUAAAGGUGAUACUCUCAAGUCUUGGAUUGCCAAGAACCCUAAUGUACUUGGAAAUAAGGUUGUUGAGAAAUGGGGCUAUGAUCUACCCUUCUUAUUUAAGGUUCUGUCGGUUGCAAAAACAUUGUCCAUACAAGCUCACCCAUGUAAAGAGUUGGCAAAGAUAUUGCACAGGAGGGACCCUAGUGUUUACAAAGAUGAUAAUCAUAAGCCAGAAAUGGCUCUUGCCGUAACAAAAUUCGAGAUCCUUUGUGGGUUUGUUGGAAUUGAGGAUCUCCAAAAGAUUCUUAAAGGCGUUCCGGAAAUCUCACAGCUAGUCGGUGCUGCUGUAGUGGAUCAAGUUUUGAAUGUUACUGUACAAGACGGGGAGCACGAAGUUAAGGCUGCAUUGAAACAGCUUUUUACCCAUAUCAUGUCAGCAAGUGAGCAUGUCGUUGCUGAGGUGCUAUCACAGUUGAUUAGUCGCUUGAGGAAGAAGAAAGAGUUAACGUCAGAGGAGAAGUUGGUCCUACGGCUUGAACAGCAAUAUCCAGGUGACGUGGGUGUACUAGCUGCUUUCCUCAUGAACUUCGUAACUCUUAACCCUGGUGAGGCCUUGUGCUUGGGGGCGAAUGAACUCCAUGCAUAUGUAUCUGGUGAUUGCAUCGAGUGUAUGGCGACUUCAGAUAAUGUUGUUCGGGCUGGUCUAACUCCAAAGAAGAGGGAUGUGAAGACUUUGUGCGAGAUGCUCACAUACAAACAGGGUCGUCCCAAUAUUCUUAGGGGCUUUAACGUUGAGGGAAGUGACGGACGUACAAAAAGGUACCGUCCUCCAUUUGAAGAGUUUGAGGUAGAUCAUUGUGAUCUCCCCGAAGGAACUUCAACCAAGUUUCCCGCAAUGGCCGGUCCAUCCUUAUUUGUAGUCACAGAAGGGACAGGAACAAUAAGCACUACGCCCUUUUCAUCGGAAAAGAUAAGAGUAGGCGAUGUUUUAUUUGCACCGGCUAACACAAAAUUCAGCAUAGAGUGUACGGGUAAACGGCUGCAACUGUAUCGAGCUGGAGUGAACAGCAAAUUCUUGUCAACGUCCCUCACAGAGGACGAAGCUGCUGCAUAGCGCGCUUAUAUUUCCGAUAAUUCUUUUGGCUUUCUUCCUGCAUCAUUAAUUUCACUAUUUUGAGAUUUGAUGUAUCUAUAUAUAUUUGUUAAUUUUAGCCGAAAAGCGAAAAGAAAAACUUAUGUUGUACACAUAUGUAUGCUAUCACAAGAGUAUAGUAAAAAAGUAGUAAGAGAAAUUUCUCACA
Messenger RNA from Amaranthus tricolor (Joseph's coat), 2253 nucleotides. Its product is annotated as mannose-6-phosphate isomerase 1-like. The transcript has 5 exons. Bases 588 to 2066 code for a protein of 492 amino acids. The record is from RefSeq and is a predicted model, not a curated record. Lineage: Eukaryota; Viridiplantae; Streptophyta; Magnoliopsida; Caryophyllales; Amaranthaceae. Gene Ontology annotation, biological process: GDP-mannose biosynthetic process; carbohydrate metabolic process. Gene Ontology annotation, cellular component: cytosol. Gene Ontology annotation, molecular function: zinc ion binding; mannose-6-phosphate isomerase activity.